UCUGAAUGGAAGUUGCAAAAGAGAAUUUUAAAUUUUUGUAGCUUGGCACCUCCCCACACGGGAAUUGCUAUUGCUGAUUGUAUUCUUCAGUGUCUAACUGAAUGGGAGAUUGAAGAUAAGGUUUCCACUAUUACGUUAGACAAUGCAUCUUCGAAUGACACAGCAGUUAAAGUCUUGAGGGAUAAUUUUGCAAUCAAAGGAAAGCUUUACUUCAGUGGAAAAAUAUUUCAUAUUCGCUGUUGUGCACAUGUUUUGAACCUAAUGGUACAAGAUGGUUUAGCAGAAAUACGGGAUGUAAUUGAGAAUAUCCGCGAAAGUGUGAAAUAUCUGAAGAUGUCUCCUUCACGACUUCAUAAGUUUACUGAAAUUGUUAAACAGUUGAAGUUGUCAACCUCUAAAAUUCUUCAACUUGAUGUGCCUACUCGAUGGAACUCAACAUAUGAAAUGCUAGAGUCGGCAUUGGAGUUCAAACCGGUGUUUCCAAUGUACAAGGAAAGAGACUCCAACUAUAAAUGGUUACCAUCCGAGGAGGACUGGAUACGAGCUACAGAGGUUUCAAAAUUUUUGGAAAUUUUUAAUGAAGUCACAGAAGUGUUCUCAGGACGUCAAUAUCCAACUUCAAAUUUGUUCCUUAAUGAAAUUUGGAGAGUGAAGGAGAAAUUAAAUGAUAUGUCCUUUGAUACUAGAGAUUUUGUGGUGCGCAUGACUCGAAGAAUGAAUGAAAAAUUUGAGAAGUAUUGGGGAGACUGUAACUUACUAAUGGCAAUUGGAGCAGUUUUGGAUCCUCGCUAUAAAAUGCAGCUCAUUGUAUUUUGUUUUCCACAAAUUUAUGGUGAGGAUGUUUUUCAACGCCAUAUUGAUGAUGUUCAUGAAGCUUUAGAUAUGCUCUACAAGGAAUAUGUAUCUUCAGAUGGACAAAUAGAUGUUGAUGCUAGCAAUAUCCCAAGUAUCUCCUCCAAACUGCAAAAAAAAGAAGGGCUAAUCAUCGGUUUCAUAUGUGGGCUCAACAACAUAGGAAUGCUAUUCCUUCAAACAAAACUGAGUUGGACAUGUAUCUAGAAGAAGAUAUUUUCAAGCCUAGUGAUGAAGACUAUGACAAGUUUGAUGCUUUAAAUUGGUGGAAAGCCAACACUUUAAAAUUUCGCUAUCUAUCAAAAAUGGCUCGGGACAUACUAUCCAUUCCUAUUACUACUGUUGCUUCAGAGGCUGCAUUUAGUGCUGGAGGUAGAGUGCUUGAUCAAUAUCGUAGCUCUUUGAAGCCUGAGACUGUACAAGCUUUGAUUUGUACUGGAGAUUGGUUGCUUCAAGAGCUUGGAUUGGAGCAGUCAUCAAAUGUUGAUGAAGAGUUUACGCAAUGGAACACCGAGACUGGUCUAAACGAGAGUACUUGAGAACUUGAGAUUUAUUAUGUUUAUUGUGUUUCUUGAACUCUUUUGUAGAACUUGAUUUGUAUGGGAUGUUUUUUAGUUUGUUGAGGAUGAACGAUAUUUUGUCAUGUACUCAUGUUAGAUCUCCACCUUUAAUGGGGAAAGUGUUAUGGAUCCAUUUCCAAGCACUUCUUUGGUAGUGCACCCUCUUUUCCCUUUGGAUACUUACAGGUAGAGAAACAUGAGAAAGGUGGAUCAUUUUGAAAGCAAUGUCAAUUUCAUGAAAGCAGAACCAGGAUCAUGAAAGCAAUGUCAAUUUCAUCAUAUUGCAGAACCAGGAUCAUUUUGAUAUAUAACAGUAUCAUGUAAUUUUGAUCUUAGGAUGCCAUGAUGCUUGGUUUCCUAUCUUAUAUAUGCUAUUGACAUCAUAAGAGAACCAUGUAUUCGUAUAUGGAUGUGGGACAUCAAGGGACAGGUUCUUGAUGCAC
This is a messenger RNA of Phoenix dactylifera (date palm), 1855 nucleotides long. NCBI's taxonomy places the organism in Eukaryota, Viridiplantae, Streptophyta, Magnoliopsida, Arecales, Arecaceae. The record is from RefSeq and is a predicted model, not a curated record.